AUGCACUUUUCUCCGCGCGCGAUUACCGGCAUUGCCGUCUUCAUCACCGUUGCGAUAUUAUACACGAUCAACGCAGUCUCUGCGCGCGACCCUACUUCGUUUUUCUUUAACCCUCGCAAAGGAUAUGCCGCGAAAUACUCCACCAUUCGACGCCAGCAGGCCGAGGACUUCCUGCAAGCUUAUCACGACACGCCGAGCCACGAUGUUAUGAAAGCCGGGCCGGAGAGGGACAGGAAGCUCUGUAUUGGCAUACCUUCCUUCAAGCGCGACGGAGUGGACUAUCUGCGAGAUACCGUAGGCUCGCUGCUUGAGGGCCUGACAACAGCAGAGCGACAGGAAAUAUACCUAAUAGUGUUUAUACCACACUCGAACCCGAACGUACACCCCGACUAUAACGCCGCUUGGCUACCUGGACUGGCAGACCAGGUCCUGACAUAUCAGUUUGGCGACGACCAGAUGCAACACAUCCGUAAUAUGGAACGACAGGGCGGCCUAUACGUCGAGAAAGCACUAUUCGACCACAGGUAUCUCCUAUCAGCGUGUGCCGAGCAAUACACACCUUACAUUGCUAUGAUCGAGGACGACGUCAUAGCUAUGGAUGGGUGGUACCACCGGACGAUGGACGCCAUCAAUCAAGCCGAACAGCACGCUGCGGAGCGCCGCGCAAGGGCGGAUUUCCUCUAUCUUCGUCUAUUCUACACAGAAGAGUUCUUUGGAUGGAACGCCGAGGAUUGGAGGAGUUACCUAUACUACUCUUUGUGGACUGCCAGUGUGCCCACCGCAAUUCUGCUUUUCGUGCGCUGCGCCAGACCAACGACAAAACUCUCCCUCACAAUCACCACACCGCGCUCCGUCGUCGCGAUUUACUCUCUUCUCGCAACCGGUAUCCUUAUCUAUUUCGGGAUGGGUCGCAAUACUGUACUUCCCAUUCCCACCGGCGUGGCUGAGAUGGCUGAGUACGGCUGCUGCGCUCAAGGGUUUGUAUUUCCGCAUUUGAAGGCCCUCGCACUUAUCGAAUAUUACAAAGACCGACGCCUUGGAUUUGUGGACGUCCUGACCGAGGAUUACGCCAACGAACGAGGAGAACUGCGAUACGCCAUGACACCGAGUGUAUUGCAGCACGUGGGCAAGAAGAGCAGCAAGAUCGACGACUAUGGGCCACAAAGCAAGUGGGGCAGGAGCGUUGCCGAGAAGAUCUGGAGCUUUACAUUCGAAAAAUUCGAUUGGAGGAAGCUAAGGCGGGAACACGAAGAGAGUGCGAGAAGAAAGAGCGAAGCGCAGGCCGAGAGAGAGGCGCGAUUUGCCAAUCAACAGGCUGGCGUAUGA
Molecule: messenger RNA, 1326 nt
Organism: Boeremia exigua
Lineage: Eukaryota; Fungi; Ascomycota; Dothideomycetes; Pleosporales; Didymellaceae
Exons: 1
Coding region: 1-1326 (441 amino acids)
Biological process (GO): GPI anchor biosynthetic process
Cellular component (GO): Golgi membrane
Molecular function (GO): glycosyltransferase activity
Source: RefSeq, a predicted model, not a curated record